Molecule: messenger RNA, 1789 nt
Organism: Echinops telfairi (small Madagascar hedgehog)
Lineage: Eukaryota; Metazoa; Chordata; Mammalia; Afrosoricida; Tenrecidae
Gene: SPRYD7
Product: SPRY domain containing 7
Exons: 5
Coding region: 41-631 (196 amino acids)
Molecular function (GO): protein binding
Source: RefSeq, a predicted model, not a curated record
GACUGGGGAGCGCGGCGCUGGAGUUGUUGAUCUCGGCGCAAUGGCAGCCUCGGUGUUCUGCUGCCUGCGAUGCUGCCGAGACGGCGGUACCGGCCACAUCCCUCUGAAAGAAAUGCCGGCCGUACAGCUGGACACGCAGCACAUGGGAACAGAUGUUGUCAUUGUGAAAAAUGGAAGAAGAAUAUGUGGAACAGGAGGUUGUCUAGCCAGUGCACCUUUACAUCAAAACAAAAGCUACUUUGAAUUCAAAAUCCAGUCCACAGGAAUCUGGGGUAUUGGAGUUGCGACCCAGAAAGUUAACUUGAAUCAGAUCCCCCUUGGCCGAGAUGCCCACAGUCUGGUGAUGAGGAGUGAUGGAGCCCUUUACUGCAACAAUGAGGAGAAAAACAGGCUGCCAGCAAAUAACCUUCCCCAAGAGGGAGAUGUGGUGGGCAUUACAUAUGACCAUGUAGAACUGAAUGUCUAUUUGAAUGGAAAAAAUAUGCACUGUCCAGCAUCAGGUAUACGAGGGACGGUCUAUCCAGUUGUUUAUGUUGAUGACAGUGCAAUUUUGGAUUGCCAGUUUAGUGAAUUUUAUCACACUCCUCCACCUGGUUUUGAAAAAAUUUUAUUUGAACAACAAAUCUUUUGAAUGUAUUUGGUUUUUUUUUAAACCUGUAUUUCUGUACUGUUAAAAUUGUUUAUCAUUUAAUAAAGCUUUCCCUGAGCUAUAGAUGAAAGUAUAUUCUUAAAAAUUUGAUUGUUACUGUUGUCUGAGAAGCAUUGUAUUCAGUAUACCACUAGAGAGUUGUGAUUUGAAGUACUUAUAUUUUAUGUUAGGAAAAUCAGCACUUGGGGCAGUUUAUUUAUUUAAAUACAUUUAAUAAUGGUUUUAAUACAGUAUUAAAUAGAAAUAUAUAUGUAAAGAUUUAAAAGGGAAUCAUUCUUACAGAAAAUAUUUGUUUGAUAGAGAUAUAGAGUUGAGUGGCUUUUUCUUUUUGUUUUGUUAUUCUGAAGCUUAGACCUCAGAACUUUGUUAAAUCGUAGUCCAAUAAUCUAGUGGCUCUGUGUACUGUCCUUGGGUUACAAAUGUCUUGACUUAUGUAAACCAUAAUUACAAACCAACCUCCCUAAAGCUUCUAUUAAGUAUUUGAGGUAUCUAUAGUGGUUCAAAAUAAUAAACACACACUACUUUGUGACAUGAAUCAUAUUACCAUUUUAGUAAGUUAAAGAUGUUUGUGUUUAUCUGGGAGUAUUUCUUUAAUAUGUUUUGUGCAUAAAAAGGUACAGAAUCUGCCUUGCACUUAGACAAACCUUUGACUACUGAUGUUAAAUAUGAACCAUAUAUAACUGUACUUAGUUAUGUACAAAUUCAGCUUAAAGACAAAACUUAGAAUGGGACUCACCACGAUCCAGGCACUGACUGUGCCACUAUAGUGACAGAAAUUUACGUUAUUAGCGACUUAAUUGUCUUGCAAUCUAUUUACUGUAAAAUUUACCUUCUAAAAAUCAAAUUUGCCUAUUUUGUUUAUAUAAUAUUUUAAUUUCAAAUAAUUUCAUAUGCUCUGUAAAAGUAAAUUAUGUGCUUUAGUAAUUGUCCAAGCAUUUUGUUGAAGACCAUUAUGCUGUGUUACUUCGAUACCAGAGUAAGUAUCAACUGGUUAGCAGUGUACACUGGCAGACAGAACAGUAGAAUGGGGCUGUAAAUGUAAAUUUAAAAGAGAUUAUUCUUUUUAUGGACUAUUUUAUGUAUGUGUGUUUUCUGUAAUGAAAAAAUAAAAGCAUAAUUAAGAAAUAAUGCCAUAUUAAA